CGCCGGGGCGCGUUCCGAGGAAAUUCGGGACUCCAGUUUCCCGGGGAAGAGGCGCGGCCGCAGCCCGGCGAGGGUGCGCAGGGCGGGCGCAGGUGGACCCCGGCGGCCCCGGCGCGCAGCUGUGACCUUGGCCGCGGGGGAGGGGCCGGGCCGCUGCGGGGCAGCCGCGGCCGCCAGAGGGGGCAGCGGAGAAGAACUUGCCCAACUUGGCGGCGCGGGCUGGGGCGGCUCCGCGCCUCCGCGCCCGCCUCCCCGGCCUCCGCCUUCUCCUCGCCCGCGAGCCUCCUCCCCUGGGCCCUCCUCCCGUCCUCCCGUCCUCCCCGCCGCCGCCGCCGCCGCCGCCGCCGGUCCCGGUGCGCGCCCAUCCCUGCCCGCAGCCCCGCGCACCGGUCGAGUCGCUGAGCCGCGGCCGCCGGACGGGACGGGACGGGUUGGGCCGGGCGCGCCCCCCGGGCCCCGUCGUGGGCAUGGGCGCGCUGGCCCGGGCGCUGCUGCUGCCUCUGCUGGCCCAGUGGCUCCUGCGCGCCGCCCCGGAGCUGGCCCCCGCGCCCUUCACGCUGCCCCUCCGGGUGGCCACGGCCACGAACCGCGCUGCUGCGCCCACCUCGGGACCCGGGACCCCCGCCGAGCGCCGCGCGGACGGCCUGGCGCUCGCCCUGGAGCCCGCCCUGGAGUCCGCCGCGGGCUCCGCCAACUUCUUGGCCAUGGUGGACAACCUGCAGGGGGACUCUGGCCGCGGCUACUACCUGGAGAUGCUGAUCGGGACCCCCCCGCAGAAGCUACAGAUUCUCGUUGAUACUGGAAGCAGCAACUUUGCCGUGGCAGGAGCCCCACACUCCUACAUAGACACGUACUUUGACACAGAGAGGUCCAGCACAUACCGCUCCAAAGGCUUUGACGUCACCGUGAAGUACACGCAGGGCAGCUGGACGGGCUUUGUUGGGGAGGACCUGGUCACUGUCCCCAAAGGCUUCAAUGGUUCUUUCCUCGUCAAUAUUGCCACUAUUUUUGAAUCAGAGAAUUUCUUUUUGCCCGGGAUUAAAUGGAAUGGAAUACUCGGCCUAGCUUAUGCCACACUAGCCAAGCCAUCAAGUUCUCUGGAGACCUUCUUUGACUCCCUGGUGACACAAGCAAACAUCCCCAAUGUUUUCUCCAUGCAGAUGUGUGGAGCCGGCUUGCCCGUUGCUGGAUCUGGGACCAACGGAGGUAGUCUUGUCCUGGGUGGAAUUGAACCAAGUUUGUAUAAAGGAGACAUCUGGUAUACCCCUAUUAAGGAGGAGUGGUACUACCAGAUAGAAAUUCUGAAAUUGGAAAUUGGAGGCCAAAGCCUUAAUCUGGACUGCAGAGAGUAUAACGCCGACAAGGCCAUCGUGGACAGUGGCACCACGCUGCUGCGCCUGCCCCAGAAGGUGUUCGAUGCAGUGGUGGAGGCUGUGGCCCGCGCAUCGCUGAUUCCAGAAUUCUCUGAUGGUUUCUGGACUGGGUCCCAGCUGGCUUGCUGGACGAAUUCGGAAACACCUUGGUCUUACUUCCCUAAAAUCUCCAUCUACCUGAGAGACGAGAACUCCAGCAGGUCAUUUCGUAUCACAAUCCUGCCUCAGCUUUACAUUCAGCCCAUGAUGGGGGCCGGCCUGAAUUACGAAUGUUACCGAUUCGGCAUCUCCCCUUCCACAAACGCGCUGGUGAUCGGGGCCACGGUGAUGGAAGGCUUCUACGUCGUCUUUGACAGAGCCCGGAAGAGGGUGGGCUUCGCAGCGAGCCCCUGUGCAGAAAUUGCAGGUGCCGCAGUGUCUGAGAUUUCUGGGCCGUUCUCAACGGAGGACGUAGCCAGCAACUGUGUCCCCGCCCAGUCUUUGAGCGAGCCCGUUUUGUGGAUUGUGUCGUAUGCGCUCAUGAGUGUGUGUGGAGCCAUCCUCCUUGUCUUAAUCGUCCUGCUGCUGCUCCCGUUCCGGUGUCAGUGUCGCCCCCGGGACCCUGAGGUCGUGAAUGAUGAGUCCUCUCUGGUCAGACAUCGCUGGAAAUGAAGAGCCAAGCCGGACCUCAAGCAACCGUGGACUCAGCUGUUAAAAAAAAAAAAAAAAAUCAGAUUUCAAGGGCAGCGGCCACUGGUCUUCAAUUUCCAUUCUGCUCCCAGAUGCCUUCCAGAUUCACUGUCUUUUGAUUCUUGAUUUUCAAGCUUUCAGAUCUUCCCUACUUCCAAGAAAAAUGAUAAUGAAAAAAAAAAAAAAAUCUAAACCAAAACAGAGUGGAUUGGGCUGCAGGCUCAGUGGGAUUGGUUAUGCCAAACUGUCUAGGUGUGCCAGGAACACAAAACAAAACCAAGUGUUGGCUAGUUCUCUUCUGUCUCCGAUCUCUGGAAAAAUACGUGCACAUAGUUAACUCCUCUUAGCUCACGGGAAGCUUUUUGUAUUAAUCACCUUUGAGGGUAUUUUGUGCCAGACCUCAACCUGGGUCAAAGUGGUAUAAGAAGGCUUGCAGUAUGAUGGCAGGAGAAGCAGCCUGGGGCCUGGGGAUGUCACUGUGCUGUCCCCUUCGGAGCUGGAAAAAGAGCCACAGGCCCCUUUUGUGGGUUUCUCUGUGCUCUGAGUGGGAGCCAGAAUUCACUAGGAGGUCAUCGACUGAUGGUCCUUACCAGCCUCUUGUGAAGAUGGAAGGCCUUUUGCCCAUCGAGGUAGAGUGGGAAGGAAACCUCCUCUUUUGUACCCAAUACUUCUGUUGUGUUGUUGGUGCGAAAGUAAAAACACUACCUCUUUUGAGACUUUGCCCAGGGUCCUGUGCCUGGGUGGGGGUGCAGGCAGCCUUGACGGCAGCUGUUCCCCUCACCCAAAAGAAUUAUCAUCCCAACAGCCAAGACCCAACAGGUGCUGAACUGUGUGUGCAUCGACCAGGAAGAGAGUUCUGUCACCAAGCUGGCCACUAUCACAUAUGCUUACUCUUGCUUAAAAUUAAUAAAUCGUGUUUUCAUGAAAAAAAAAAACCUCUUCUAUCUCACUAGCUUAGUUGUCUCUUUUUUCAAAUCUUCUCUAGAAGUAGGUUGGUUAUUACCCUGUUGGGAAACAGGGAAAUGGCCUGAUGCCCCUAUUUCUGACCAGCUGUUGCGGAAGGAAGAUGCAAGAUGUACAGAAGACACGAGGGAGCAUCUACUAAUCCCCAUGCUUCGAAGCUGCCUGUCUCCCUUUGCAGAACCGGCUAGGCUCAAGGAUACCCAUCAAUCAGCUUAAAUUGUUUAGCAGUUGACCUCUGUGCUUCUUCCCUCGGGGGUGUUUAAUCUUUGGUAACAGGUGUACAGUGGUAGCCUUAUGUGGGGCAAUCCCUACUUUCUGUCACCCAUUGAGGCCUUUGCCAAAGAAAAGUGGAAGCCCUUACCUCGACAUAGCCAGCCUUCUGUGAUCUGAUGUCAUUAAGAGAAGAGUUGAAAGACUAUCCCUUCUCUCCUGCUUCUGUGCCAAGCUCAGUGUUCACUCUGCAUUUCUUUUGGGGUGGGUUGGAUAUAUUACAGAAUUCCACCCAAAGUGCUAAGUGUCCCCUCCUGCAGAAGUGUCGUUGGUAUUCACAGUAGGCUGUGUGUGGAUGUUUCAGCCAUCUGCUCUGCUCCCUGGGUCCCCGGGUCACGUCCAUACUGAGAAGUAUGUGGCUGUGCCAAAGAGACGUGGAGGCCACGUCGGCUUGUCAUGGUGUCCUGGAAGACUCUGCAGCAGCCAGAAGAACCUUCUGUGCUGUUCUCACUAGAGAAGAUUUGAGUUGCAGCUCGGAAGGAACAUGACGGCAUGGAACGGGAGGAGGGGGCUCUUGUAUCAGGGCCCAUUGUCACGCCUGUUCUCAGUUUGUUGAGGACUCAAAAUCUCAGAGUGCAUUUCAGAGGGAGAGAUGUCUGAAAGUCAGAUUCUCUUCUCAACCCAUUGGCUUUUUCCGUGGUUCCUGUUUUGUGGGCCACUUUGCGUAAGAGUGAUGCCAGCACCCCUAGAUUGUGCCUUCCCCUUGCUAUGAAAAAUGCAAACCCCUGAAAUAAAAGGCGGGAAUUGCAGGUAUGACCUGGUUAAUUUUCCUGCUUAUUUCUUUAUACAGGCAGUUUCUGUUUCAUUGUAUUACAUUAGGUUUCAGAGGCGGGAAGCUUACUCCUGCUGCACAUGAACAGGCAUGGUUCUCGGAAUACACAAAAGUCACAGCUAGGUUUCCCGGUAGAGUAGGUGAAUGAAGUUUGCCAUCAUGCUCUCUUGUAUUUCAUAUUAAAUUUCUUUAUCUUUUCCUAUCGCAUGUCAUUGGAUGUGACAUUUUGAUGAAAAUACUGAAAUUACAGAAGCAUAACUUAGCAACAAGAAUGAAAUAGACAAUUGAAUGUGGGACAUUUUUCUGGCAUGCCUUCCAGCUCAGAAUUGGACUUCCAGUCAAACCCCUGUUAGUGACACCCACCUCCUCCAGUUAUGUAAAUGAAUGCUUGGCUUGGCAAGCCUUCAAGGAGGUUUGGCUUGGAACAGGAAAUGAAUUAGCAACCCUUUGAGGGUGUCAUUUUUACCUUGUAAUACGCUGUGGAAAAUACUGGAAGGCGGUCCUUGCCUGAAAGGUGCAACUUAGCAUUAGGUUGUUAUCAGAAACGUUGUCAGGUCUGAUGGGAAAUGGGUGCUUCUAUAUAGACAAUAUUAUUUUAGGACGCUGCUUCAUUUUCUUGAUAACUUCUUUCAAAGUCUGAAAUGAAAUCCUGCCUUCAGUAACUGAAACCAUUUAUUAAAAAUAGCAAGAAACGAGAUGGGGACCCAUUCUAUUUUUAUUCUUGGGAAUUUAAAAGAGCCGCAAGUGAUUGAUGUCAGCUCUCCCAGCGUGUACUGUACAAGAUUUUGUAUUUCUCCUCAACCAAAAACAAGUACCUUGCACUCAAGAAAAAGAUGCCCCAUGUGCGACCGCGGGGAAUGUUUUUCUAGAAAAUGUUCCACUUCUGAACACUGCGAAGGACAUUACCUGAUUCGUGGUGAAACACAGAGGUUUUGAUUGGGGAUAAAUUUGGGGUCACUUACAGUUCAAACUUGUGGAAGUCGUUCCCAGGAAGACAGCAUUAAUUACUCUGCAGAGCUUUGGGUAAUAGAUCUUGAAAAGCAACUGUGAAUUGGGGAUUCCAUCAUUUCAUUUAAGAGGUGAAGAGGGAUUUGAUUAUUUAACACGCCAGGUGCAAACUUGUUAAAUUCCUCUUCCCUGUCCCUGCUUGGUGGAGCUGCCCUGUGCAGCUCAGUGCUAAGUUCUGGCCUAAUGCCACUCGAUAUCAUUGGGAAUAAAUCGCUGUUCAGCUGUCUGUUCCACAAACAACAGUAAUUGAGCUUCACAGACUUUAUCCUGAUUAGUGGAAAUCAAAUAAUUGGGUGGAAUUCCCAUGCCUGUCCUCUUGCACAAACUUAUUAGAAUUGAUUAGAGAACUGUUUGGAGGAAAAACUUGCCACUAAGAUUUUUUUUUUUUUUUUGACUAAGCACCAUAAAGUGUAAAAUUAGAGGUUUGGGCCAAAAGAGGUACUAAAUUUUUUUAAUGCCAGGAAAACUCCAUGCCAUGCCACAGAAGUUAUUGUGUACAUAUUUAGGGAGUUUUAAGAAUUUCACAUUUGAACUUAACAACAGUUUACCUCUUAAAUGGUAGGCUGGAAAAAUACAUUUUGAGAGGGAUAGGGAGAAUAAGUACAUAAUUAAAAGUAUGCUAACAAAGUAAGCAGAAGAUAUUCUUUUAGAAAAUGCAGUUUAGACCAGGUGCGGUGGCUCAUACCUGUAAUCCCAGCACUUCGGGAGGCUGACACAGGUGGAUCACCUGAGGUCAGGAGUUUGAGACCAACCUGGACAACAUGGUGAAACGCUCUCUCUACUAAAAAUACAAAAAAAGAGCCAGGCGUAGUGUUGUGUGCCUGUAAUCCCAGCUACUCAGGAGUCUGGGGCAGGAGAAUCACUUGAACCAGGGAGGCAGAGGUGGUAGUGAGCUGAGAUCGUGCCACUGUACUCCAGCCUGGGCAACAGAGCGAGACUCCAUCUCAAAAAAAAGAAAGAAACUACAGUUUAAUUCCAGCCAUCCUCAGAUUUCUUUUCCCUUUAAAAUGGCUGAAGAAUCCAUUGGAGAUGUGAUUCAUUUUGCAGAGCCACGAUUUCCAAACUUAAGGAAUAUUCAAGUGGGAGACGUGUCAAUGACAGCUUUGACAGAGGGAGACUGGCCGGGUGGCCCGGUGUUGCCCACAUGGAGCAAGGAUUGAUUCUUCCAGCAGAUGAAGAGUACAGGAUGGCUGGUGCCUGGCAAGUUCCAGAAUCUGGGAAGGGAGCGGGGCAAGAAGGAGCCAGAAGCGAGGUCCCACCCUUCAGGGGGCAGUGGGCCACACAGGUCCGCACCAGCCAAGAACGACCCUAGGAUGACGUGGGUACCUCAGUUCACCCCACGUUUUUGGCACAGCCUACUUUUUAGGAAUUUUCUAAAGGAGCUUCUCAGGACUGAUUAUUUGUCAGAGGAACAAUUAGCCCAAGAGAAACUUGCUUGAUGGCCAUAUGUAAAACACACCUAUCCUAAUAAAACUAGAGAGACCUCAAGGACCGAGCAGGACACAGGCAAAUUCAAGGUCAUGCACCAGGAAGUUUGUAGGGCAGGGUCAAGCGACUGAGGCCAAAGGGAGCUGGCAUCGUGACCUGUGGGGUCUGAUCAUCUGGAAGGCUCCUGGCAGCAGUUACCCUGGUAGUGUCAUUGAGAGGCCCCGCAGCUCGGCCCUCACUGCUUCCGCCAGCUCUGCUGAGCCAGCCCAGCCCAUGCGUUGGGAAUGCCUGACAGCUUUCUUCUCUAGAAUAUCUCCUGUCACUGACUUCCACAAAAGGAGCUCCCUCCUGUCUCACUGGUGCCAGCGUGGGAGCCCUGCUCCCCAGGAUUCGCGUCCCCGGAAGGUCCAAGCUGUCCGGGAGCACACCCAGCCCCAUUCAGGGUCAGUGCGGGAGGGACGAGGGAGGCUGCCGAGCAGGAACCAGGGUUUUCAGAUGUAGGUGGCUCCCUGGGCUGUUGGUGUCACCCCAGGGGCGGGCGAAGGCUGUUCGCCACAUCUGUGGAAUGUGGAAAUGAGAGCAAAGCCAUGCUUCUUCGUGAUGCCACCAAAACCUCAAGUCACAUCAGCGGCUGGUAUCUCAUAGGUGUUGAGGAUACGUAACUUCCACCAAUAAAUGCAGUAUUUUCUUCCCUGCCCCUGAGCUUCCUCUAGGUUUCUUAUCAGAUAUUACACAGAGACAUCCAGUGCUUAUAAACUAUAUCGUGUAACUUUUACAUCACACUUGCUUAAAAACCACAUGGUGGGUAGCGACUGGGCCAAGAGGCAUCGCAAAGCUUCCUGAUAAAUUUGAAACCAGCCCUGGCAAGAGUGACGUGCAGGUACCUGGUCCCUGAUGCUUGUGUGCCCCGCUGAGCCUCGGAUACUUGUGGGACACUACUGUGAUGAGAGCAGCCAUCCUGGUAUCUCCAUCAGCAUCUCGGGAAAGAAGGUGAUAGUGAAAUAUCUGUCUCUCCUCUGGGAAUCAGGGGAGCUCUAAGAAGUGGGUAGUUCUCUUUACAGAUGGAUAAUUAUUUGUAUGAGGCCAACCAGUUAAAGUCCAAACGUACAGAACACACAUGUGCCUACACUUAGCCUUCUGAGUCAAAUAUUUUGCCAGUAUAGAUUUGUAAUUAUAUAAUUAUAGAUGAUAGAAUGAAAUCUACAUUAUAUGAUGUAGAUUUCAAUAAGUUAGGCACAGCUGUCACUUUAGUGAUAUCAAUAAAAGGCUAGAAACCUUGAGCAUCUUUGGCAACCUAGCCUUUGAUGUCCAUGAUUUUCCAUAGGAUUUUCUUCUUUUGGGUUGGAAUAAAAAUGUGUUUUUAUUCACAAGGCAUGGACAGAUCAGAAUACCGUAAGGAAGGAAGUAUCUCCAAAGGUCAAGACUGACUGCUUUCUGUUGAGUGCCAUGUAUGGAGGUCACUGAAAGCUCCCUGAUAGGAGUAUGGUUUCGCUUGCUACAUUGUACCUAUUGAAGUAAAAUUUCACACAAGUCUCACAUUUCUGAGAUUAGUGUUCCUGAAUGGAAUGUUAAGAAAGACAUUAAAAGAUUAUCUCUUUUUAAGAUGGAGGGGAAAAAGUGAACAAAGCUAAUUAUAAUGAAAAUUGCACAACAUAUCAUUUCUUAAAUAAUGUAAUGCAAUUUUGUGUUCUUUGUUGCUAGUGGUAUAAAAUGAGAUUUUUUCCCCUCAUUUUUAAAAAUUGUAGAUGUAAUUUCACGCAUUUUUAUCAGUGAGGUUUGAAAUUCUGUGCAGCAAUUACUCAGCACAUGUGAUAGGGCAGAGAAUGAAUGAGGUUUGUCAUGUCCUAAUAAAAGCCGAAUUUUUAAAAUCUCAAAUGAUGUAUUUUCUACUAUUGCUGUUAAUUUGCAUUGUUAAAAAGUCUUGAAGUUUAACGUGCUAUGUUUAGUCAUUGAAAGCGACCACUCAUGUCUUCCUGAAGUUUCUGGCUUUCCUGCUGUGCUAGAGUCAGUAUUUUGCUUCUGGCAGAAGAGCUGCGAGCCAUGUGUCCUCACACAGAUGCAAAAAGUCGUGCUUUGCAAAACGUUUGUUUUGUGUUUAUCGCAGAUUAACAUCCUUUAAUACAUGUUUCUUAAGUGUAACUUGUACUUUUGAAAAUGCUUAAAAUUAUUUUAUAUUUCCCUUUUGGAGUUUUGCUCUAUUUCCAGCACGCUGAUUGAUUUAAAAUUGUAAUAGGACCAAGAGUUGGAGUAAUGCGAUAUUCAUUUCAUCUUAAAAGUCGCUUCAUAGCUACUGAUUAAUGUCUGAACCAUUGUUGUGCCCUUCAGAACUGGAAUUUUCUAAAAAUAAUCUUAUUUUUAUACUUGUAUGUUCCAGCAAUUUAAGAUACAUACCAUUGAAAGGGAGAUAAAACAUUUUUCUUUAUUUGAAUAAAUAAUACUUCCAA
Molecule: messenger RNA, 8927 nt
Organism: Saimiri boliviensis boliviensis (Bolivian squirrel monkey)
Lineage: Eukaryota; Metazoa; Chordata; Mammalia; Primates; Cebidae
Gene: BACE2
Product: beta-secretase 2
Biological process (GO): amyloid-beta metabolic process; membrane protein ectodomain proteolysis
Cellular component (GO): endosome; trans-Golgi network; plasma membrane
Molecular function (GO): aspartic-type endopeptidase activity
Source: RefSeq, a predicted model, not a curated record